GCUCCGAACAUCGGGGCCCUGUUCCGCUACGACCAGCACAUCAGUGACUUGGGCCUACCCCCAGGUCUGACCACAGCUCCAGCGCGCUACGCUGCAGAAGCCCCGGAGGAAGGCAGGGGCAGCGACCCAUUCGGCCUCUCGCACUCCGGAGCGACCCUGGACGCGAACACCGCGAGGAUGCUCCACGCCUUGGAAGGG
Prorocentrum cordatum is the source of this 198-nucleotide messenger RNA. The record is from the annotation of a GenBank genome assembly. NCBI's taxonomy places the organism in Eukaryota, Dinophyceae, Prorocentrales, Prorocentraceae.